Molecule: messenger RNA, 1562 nt
Organism: Vanrija pseudolonga
Lineage: Eukaryota; Fungi; Basidiomycota; Tremellomycetes; Trichosporonales; Trichosporonaceae
Gene: PRP46
Product: Pre-mRNA-splicing factor PRP46
Exons: 7
Coding region: 73-1497 (474 amino acids)
Biological process (GO): mRNA splicing, via spliceosome
Cellular component (GO): catalytic step 2 spliceosome; Prp19 complex; precatalytic spliceosome
Molecular function (GO): protein binding
Source: RefSeq, a predicted model, not a curated record
CUAACUUCUCGAUUGUUUCGACCGACAUCGAACUCGCUCGAUCGCACUUUGCUCCUCCAUCAUCCAGCAUCCAUGUCGACAGAAGUAGCGGCACCCGCGCCAUCCACUUCCGCCGCUGGCGAGACGACGCCGCUCCCGCCGCUCGCAGACCUGGUGCGGCGGAGCGCGAAGCGCACGCGCGUGACGUACGGAGGCGAGUUCUCGCUCGGGCUGUCGGACGAGCCAGAACGCGCGACAAAGGUCAAGCUCGCGUCCAAGCUCGCACGGGAGUACAAGGACGUGCAGGUUCUCCCGCCGGUGCUGCAGGCCGCUGGUGCGGGUGCAGGCCCGAAGCGGCCAGCGGCAGCUGGCGCCGCGGCUGCAGGCCCCGCUGCCGGGCCCAGCGCCGGACCAAAGCUCAUCACGGGCGGCGACUCGCUGCGCGACCCCGGCGCUGACACGGCCGCACCCUCUGCCCCCCGCGCGCUCGUCAAGUUCCGGCACCAGGAGGGCUUUGCGGCGGAAGGAGGGGCCGCGUCGUCGCGCCUCUCGCAAGCGCUCAUGCGCAAGAAGGAGGCGAGGGAGGUCAAGCCGGUGUACCAUCCUCAGUGGAAGCUGUCCCGCGUCAUCUCGGGCCACAUGGGCUGGGUGCGCGCCGUCACUGUCGACCCCGGAAACCAGUGGUUUGCGACGGGCGCCGGCGACCGCGUGAUCAAGAUCUGGGACCUGGCGUCGGGCGAGCUCAAGCUCAGUCUGACGGGACAUAUCUCGACUAUUCGUGGACUGGCCGUGUCGGACAGGCAUCCGUACUUGUUCAGUGCGGGCGAGGACAAGAUGGUCAAGUGCUGGGACUUGGAAACCAACAAGGUGAUCCGCCACUACCACGGCCACUACUCGGGCGUGUACACCAUCGCUGUGCACCCCACGCUCGACGUUCUCGUCACUGGUGGUCGUGACGCCAGUGUCCGCGUGUGGGACAUGCGUUCCCGCGCCAACAUCUUCACGCUCACCGGCCACACGAGCACGGUCGCCGACGUCAAGACGCAGAAUGUCGACCCGCAGAUCAUCUCGGGCAGCAUGGACAGUACCAUUAGGCUCUGGGACCUGGCUGCCGGCAAGAGCAUGCAGACCCUCACGCACCACAAGAAGGCGGUCCGCUCGCUCGCCGUCCACGAGACCGAGUACAGCUUUGCGUCGGGCAGCUCGGGAACAAACAACAUUAAAAAGUGGAAGUGCCCCGAGGGCAUCUUUGUCAACAACUUUGUCGGACACGAGGCGAUUAUCAACACGCUGUCGCUCAACCAGGAGGGUGUGCUGUUCUCUGGUGCCGACAACGGAACAUUGACAAUGUGGGACUACGCCACUGGGUUGCCGUUCCAGCACCUCAAGGACAUUCCCCAGCCUGGAUCGCUGGAUGCUGAGGCGGGUGUCUUCUGCUCGACAUUCGACCGGACAGGCACACGACUCAUCACUGGUGGUGCCGACAAGACGAUCAAGGUGUACUCUGAGGUUGCAUAGUGUGCAGGUGGUGGUGAUAAGUAGUGACGCAGGAUUAGAUGUACAAGUAGAUGGACGGAUAUAGG